This is a messenger RNA of Bactrocera tryoni, 429 nucleotides long. Its product is annotated as trichohyalin-like. The coding region runs from base 1 to 429 and encodes 142 amino acids. The record is from RefSeq and is a predicted model, not a curated record. NCBI's taxonomy places the organism in Eukaryota, Metazoa, Arthropoda, Insecta, Diptera, Tephritidae. The transcript has 2 exons.
AUGGGUCCAAACCACAGCGGAAUAGCAGCCCGACGUGAUGAAGAUGAACAAGAUGACAAUGCGCUGAAAGAAGCUGAAGACGACGGUUCCGAUGAACACAGUUUAAGCUACGGUAGCCUUCAUGGAAAGUUAGGACGUGCUGCUCUCGCCCGUCCUAGCGAAUGGCAGUUGCGUCAGCGCAAUCAGCGUCUACGCCAACAGCAACGACGACGCCAACAAGCGCUUCGCCGACGACUAAGCCAACGUCAACUUGCUAGACGCCGCUCACAACAAAAGCGUCGACGUGUCAUACUACAACGUCGUCGUCAACAGAAACUUAGAAGAACACGUAAACGUAACCAAAUGAAACGUCGUUAUUUACGACAAAGACGCAAGCAAAAUCGACGACACAAAACCAACAACAAAACGUCGCUUGAGACGUUUUCGUAA